Molecule: messenger RNA, 1077 nt
Organism: Rotaria sp. Silwood1
Lineage: Eukaryota; Metazoa; Rotifera; Eurotatoria; Philodinida; Philodinidae
Source: the annotation of a GenBank genome assembly
AUGAAUAAUAUUAUUUCUCUAAUAGCAAAUCUUGAUUAUAAUAAUGAAAUAAGAUCGAAUCCAUUUGUUCAUAUUUUAUAUAGUGGAAAUCAAAAUGAUCUUUGUCAAAUGUUAAUUUCUGUUCGUCAAAUAUUAAAUAUAUUUGCUCAACAAAAUUUACAAUUAGAAAUUAAUAAUACAAAAUGGAACAAAGAUGGAAUUACUGUUGCUGGAGGAAAUUUUUCUCUUGAUACAGACGAUGAACUAAAUCAGCUAGCUCAUCCUUUAGGCUUAUGUCUUGAUGAUGAUCAAACAAUUUAUAUUGCUGAUAAUGGUAAUCACCGUAUCGUUGCAUGGAAAUCUAAUUCAAACACUGGGCAAAUUGUUGCAGGUGGAAAUCAAGAAGGCAGUGAAUUGAAUCAAUUGAGUUGGCCAACAGAUGUAAUUAUUGAUAAACAAAAUGAUUCUUUUAUCAUUUCUGAUCAAAUAAACAGGCGAGUGAUGCAAUGGCCUCGUCAAAAUAAUACCAAUGGACAAAUAAUUAUUUCGGAUAUUGAUUGUUAUGGAUUAGCAAUGGAUAAUGAUGGAUAUCUUUAUGUCUCUGAUACGGAGAAGAAUGAAGUUAAACGAUGGAAAAUAGGAGAGGAAAAUGGAACAGUCGUAGCGGGUGGAAAUGGAAAUGGAAAUGAUCUCAAUCAACUCAAUAAUCCUACUUUUAUCUUCGUUGAUCGAGAUAAUUCAUUGUAUGUAUCAGAUAGUGGCAAUCAUCGUGUAAUAAAAUGGACAAAAGAUGCAAAAGAAGGAAUUGUUGUUGCUGGUGGGAAGCAUAUGAGAAUAAGUUUAAAAGGAUUGUCUAAUCCUCGGGGAGUUGUUGUCGAUCAGUUGGGUCAAAUCUAUGUGGCAACCGGAAGACGUCAUGUGAUGUGUUGGAUUGAAGGAGAAAAAGAAGGAACUGAUGUUAUUGGUAUAAACUGUGGAGGAAACCUAUCCAAACCAUUAGGUGAACCUACAGGUUUAGCAUUUGAUCAAAAAGGCAAUCUUUAUGUUGCCGAUUCUGCUUUUGGUCGAAUUCUUAAAUUUGAAAUCAAUAACAAUUAA